GAAUUCGACAUACCAAAGUGUUCUAAUAAGACCCAAACAGAAAAAAAUAGAAAAUGAAAGUGUUUGUAUUAGUCAGCGUAGUGCUGAUCAACCUGCUGCCAGUGUAUGCCGAUCAGACGGAUUUCAAUCACAUCAACUCGGAUGGAUCCUUUGCGUUUGGGCUGAAAAACUCCGACACACCCGGGGGACACUACCAUACGGCCAGCGGUAACCCGAAAACCAUCGUGCGGGGACGCUACGGAAGCCGCCAGCCGGAUACGGGGCGCGUCGAGGAAACGGUCUACACGGCGGGACCGCGCGGCUUUCGUGCCCGCGGGCCAAAGAUCCACCGCAAGCAGAGCCUAUCGCAGGUGCAACGCGGCCCGAUCGGCACCCCGGAGGAUCCGCUGGCCGACCCGUACGAUGAUCCCAGCUACGAUUUCCAGUUCAAAACACGCAACUACCAGCGGCGCGAAGGUUCGGACAGCAAUGGGCGCGUAAACGGGCUCUAUACGUACAUCGACGAUGUGGGAGAGAAGCACUCCGUACGCUACACAGCCGGCUCGGGCACCGGGUACGAGGUAGCGAACCCUGUCCCGGAUGCACCGAACACGAUCGCGUACGAAAGUCCACUGUACAAGACGCACAAGCAGGUUCGCGGUAAGGUCGCGUUCGAGAGUGGACCGAGUGGUUCGGGACAGUACAAGUUGCUCUCUGUCGGGCCCGAUCAGCGGCGGGCAGAGACGACCGGUCCGGACGGUGUGACGCGCGGCUCCUACUCCUAUCUGGACGAUAAGGGUGUGCAGCGAACGGUACAGUAUAUUGCCGGUGCCGGCAUCGGUUACAAGGUGGUCCAGAGUACGGUCGGCGCUGGGACGCAUCGGUUACAGCAGCCCAACUUUGGCAUUAGCCACGUGGAGCAGAGUGAAAUCGGUGACAAUAACAAUCCUUCCUAUCAGACGGCUCCCUCGGGACCUGCCAGCGAGCGGCCCGGUACGUCCGGCGCGGGGUACGAUCAUGUCGCUCGUCCGUCCGCCGGUGGGUAUGAUGGUGGUUCGAGCCGUCCGACGGCUCCUGGUGGAUCGUACGAUCCUCCAACGGGACCAUCGGGGGCUGGCAGUAGCUACCCGGAUGGGCCAAAGCCAGGAAUUCCCGGCUAUCCGGAGAGCAGUCGCCCAACGGGACAAGGAUACGACGAGGAAGACUUUGACAGCAAGCGUCCUACAACGAGCUCUCCAAGCCUUCGUCCACCCACCACCGAUCGACCGACGGGACCUAGUGAUUCGAGCGAGACGUCUCGCGAGAAGUAUCCUCCUUCCAGCGAUCCUACCGACCACGAUCUGGGAGGCUAUGGGGAGGACAGUAUCAUUGGGCUGCUUCCACCCAAAUACGACUACGAAGCGCAACCGGGAGCGGGACCAAGCGCGUCCGAUCACGACGAUCACGAUACACCCUCCCUGUCCGGUCCGUUCGAUGUGGCGAUCUCCAGCGGCCCUUCCGGUCCGGCUCCCUACCCAAGCUUCGGUGAAUCGGCCCCGGGCACGAACGCUUACAACUCGAACGACUUUUCCGGCUUCCCGGAGGUAACGUACGAUCAGAAAAAGCUCGAGGAGGAUCGCAAGAAGGAUUGGCGCGAUUUCGCCAAAGACUCGACGAUCAUUAAGAAUGUGGGCGAUUGGUAUGUGGGGCUUGCGCCGGGCGCUUCCGUGCGGGCGCAUAUACAGAACAUCGAUCUGCUGCCGUACGGUGGGCGAGCUCCGUCGCCCGGUGAUGCCUUGCGCCGUGACACGCAGGCGCAGGCCAAGUCGGACCGUUCGGGCGGUCGGAAAGCGUACGAUGGGCGGUAGACGGCAGCUUUAGUUGUCGGUGGGGCGAGCUUUAGUGAUGUAAAUAAAUUAUUACACAUGAGUAUUAUAGAAAUAAACUCGAUCGUUGGAUCGAAAGAGGAAUGUUUUCAAUAAAAA
Messenger RNA from Anopheles coluzzii, 1943 nucleotides. RefSeq names its product spidroin-2 (gene Cpr73D). Bases 54 to 1826 code for a protein of 590 amino acids. The record is from RefSeq and is a predicted model, not a curated record. Gene Ontology annotation, cellular component: chitin-based extracellular matrix. Gene Ontology annotation, molecular function: structural constituent of chitin-based larval cuticle. The transcript is spliced from 4 exons. Lineage: Eukaryota; Metazoa; Arthropoda; Insecta; Diptera; Culicidae.